Messenger RNA from Aspergillus chevalieri, 3957 nucleotides. RefSeq lists its product as uncharacterized. NCBI's taxonomy places the organism in Eukaryota, Fungi, Ascomycota, Eurotiomycetes, Eurotiales, Aspergillaceae. The record is from RefSeq and is a predicted model, not a curated record. The coding region runs from base 1 to 3957 and encodes 1318 amino acids. The transcript is spliced from 3 exons.
AUGAAUAGCUGGUUCUCGUCAAGUAGCAACGCUGGAGAGGCUCACCAUUCUCGCAGCGGCUGGUCACCCAUUCCCACCGGCACCGUCAGCAAUCAGCCGCCUUCCAGUCGUCGUGAACAUGCGGUGCAGCCUCCUCCCCUUACGACAGCAUUGAGUGGUCAUCAGUUCCAGGGAUUGGGCGUUGCUUUGGGUCCAGGCUACGCCUCGACUCCUUUGUCGACGACUUCGCUCUCCAGCCCUUUCACUCAGAGUCAGUCCCCGUGUGUGUCUUCUCCCAGCAGCGCUGCUGUUGCACCAUCGCCCAUGGCGUCCAGACACUAUAAUGUUCCUUACAAUCCUCGCGAUUGGGGUCCGGUCAAUAGCAGCUCGUCAGCAAACUCCGGACAGUCUGCCUAUCCACAUUCUAGCAGUUCCAAUAGCUUGCGUCGAAGCGUGCAUCGUCCGCCGCAAAAUGACCCAGACGUUCUAUCGCCUCCGCCCCCGCCGUACUCACCACCAAGCCAUCAACAUCAACAGCAAUCAUCGUGGGAUGCCGCUCACCACAACUCGAUCAGGGAAACACCUUCCGGUGCAGCCCCUCCAUAUCCUGGACCAAGCAACAUGAAUGCUGAACCUAUGGUGAACGGUCGACAGCGCAGUGUUCCUGGUCCUCGCCCACUAUCGAUGGUCCACAUGGGCGAUGCAGGCCCUAGCUCGCAAGUAUCACUGCCUCCACCUCCGCCAUUGCCACAAGGAGGCCCGCCUCCAAGGUCGUCUUCUCAAAAUCGCCACGAUUUUUACCAUGGCAUGAGUUCUGGACCAUCGAUCAUGGUCUCGCAAGAGAGUCCGCAAUUCCCAACAACCGUGGACCAUAGGCACGCAGCAACUGGCUCACAGUUGGACCCUGUUGCUCCACGCCCGCCAACAUCUAGAAGGGCCGUUUCCGCAGGCCCAGUUGUGGGAAGUGCCAAUUCAUCAAAGGCUGGCAGUCAAUCACCGAGCCGCUCACCACCACCACCACCACGGGCCUGGGAGCCAGGAAUGCCCCUGCCACCACCUCCGCCGGGACCUCCACCAACUUCAAGGUCACGUAGCGUGUGUGGCUCACCAGAGGCGUCGUCAUCGAGGAAUAAUAUGAGUGUGCCCAUCAAGACAAGGGUGCGGGCGCCUCCGUCACUAGGAACUGGCUUGGAUAGCAUCCCACCUACACCUGCUGGCUGGGUAGACGAUGGAAUUCAGCAUGACAAGGGUAAGAAUUUGUCAACUGAAGCAAAUGGCGCAUCCCCGCUUUCUUAUACGGCAGCCAACUCAGACAAUUCUGUUCAUCCUUCGACAAGCCGUGGCAAUCUUCUCCGCAGUCCUGCUCUUCGAGAUCCUAGCGCCAAGGGCAUCCGAGAGAGGAGAAUUGAGCGCAGAAACCGCCAAAGCCAAGUCUUCGACGACCAUAAUGCCUUAUCUCCUAACAACGCGUGCGGUGAUGGUGUGGACCAAGUGAAACCCUCAAACCUCGUUCUUGCUGAUCCAAAUGGCGACUCUCGCGACUCUCGCGCUCCAUCAUCCGCAAAGUAUACACCGCGCAGUGCCCAAAGCGUCGAAUCGGAUACGCCGCAGUCAACCUCACGAUCGAGAGCUUCUUCAAUCGGCCUUUUUUCCAGUCGAUCCUCCUUCUCCACGCCCAGGGCUGAGCCUAGUCCAGCUGCGCCAACGCGUGGGUAUACACAAACCCCUCCUUUCUCGCCAGACGGAGAUCAUCCCUCCCCAUAUCCUAAAUCAAUGCCGCAGCCUUUGCCUCCAAAGGCACUCCCAACGCCGCCGCUGCAAUCUGCGCGAGAGGGAAAGAUGUCUUCCCGUCCUUCGUCUAGGGAAGAGCGUCCGGUAUCACAUGUGCGCCAUUCCUCCAAUGGUUCUAUGUCUUCAGAUUCCCCGAUAUUGCGGCAUCGCUCGUCAAUAUCGAAGGAGUCAUCACCGGAUCAUAUCAAGCGAGACACAGAUGGAUUCUUCCAGAACUCUAUACAACGACAUAAGGAUUUCAUCGACAAAGAAGCUAGCGCUGCGGACGAAGCUGAAGCGUUGAGACUCUUCGCUGAUUUCGUUAUUGCUGAGUCUCGCGUAAGGCGUCAUCGGUACUCACAGGCCUGGGACUCUGGAUCAUUUGACCACGAGGAAGUGCGCCGUAAACUUUUUGAGACACCACCGGUUCAACCACCGCCAGCCCCCGAACCCAUCAACGCAGCGCCAGCGGUUCUGCCAGUGAGGCGACCGUCCAUCGGGCCAAAACUCGACAUGUCCCAUGUCAGCCGACUUGAGCCUUCUUGGGGCAAUAGUUAUAAACCAUCUCUGUCCCCCAUUGCAAGUCUCAGCAUAAGCAAUGAUGAAAUGAGCUCACGCGGCCGCGCACCCAGCCGCUGGUGGGAAUCCAGGACUGGCUCAAGCAGUGAAGGAGAUGGACGCAAGGUCCACCGUUCGAAACAAGAGUCGAAAUACAUGGGGUUAUCGCCGGGGUCCUUGCAAGAAAACCAUCACCAACCUCCCUCCGAAAAUGAAGUGCCAGGCUACUCUCUGGACUCCUCAAUGGGCCAGUAUGCCGCGUACGGCCCAAAUGAAUACCCUCCAGAGAAAGUCGGUUGGCAUGAAGAGUUGGCGCCGCCACCUGAUCCAUAUAUGGCCAGUAGUAGUUAUGCUGGGCUACCUAAGAUGGACGUGUCACGGCUAAUUACCCUCCCUCCGCCGUACCCGCGUCAUUAUCCUGCUGUCAAUAACAACCAUCCAGACUUGGUUGGAUACCGGACGUUGGUCCGAUCAAUUAGUGAUCUCUCCGAGAUCAAAGCCAUGAGACAACGACAUGACGCGGAAGUUGACCGCUUAUCCCAAGACCACAAGGAACGAACCCGUGAAUGCCGUCGCAUGUUCAAAGCCAACACGCAAACACAGAUUCAGCAAGGUAGCAUUACCUUUUCCGAAGCCGCUGAGGCAGAAGCUGCACUAGUCCUGGAAGAAAACAAACUCGACAGAGCACUGGCGAAACAAAUCUUAGAUCUUUACCAGGCUUCUGUCCUGGAGCCGACGCAUGGCAUACUCACUGAUCGGAUAUCACGAGCUACAACUUGCAUUGAUGAACUGAGUAGCAAGCUAUUUGAUGAUGCACAGCAUGGAACUCCGGAUCAAGCUCAGGAGGAAGGUGACGAAAAGCCCGAACUGUUGGAGAAGCUCACGCAACUAAAGUGGCUAUUCGAAACCCGAGAAGUCCUGCAUCGAGAGAUGUACGACUUAGUCUGCGCACGCAACGAGAAAUACAGAACCGUCGUGGUCCUCCCCUACCGCCAGAAAGCCAACGACGAAAAGGUCCGUGAAACAAACGCCUUCUUCGACCAGGACGCACUAGACCGCCGCGCCCAAUAUGAGUCCAACACCCUUUCCCGCCUCGAAUCCUUCCUCGACGUAAUCGAAUCGAACGUCGUUCGAGGCGUGGAGGUCCAACUCUCCGCUUUCUGGGACAUCGCGCCCUCUCUUCUCACCCUGAUUGACGAAAUCCCACCAGACCUCAACGGCUUUGAAGUCCAAAUCCCUGCAAACGAAUACGAGGAAAACCCAAGCUACCACCGCCAUCCACUACAAUACCUCUACUCCCUCCUCUCGCACGCAGAAAAAUCAAGCUAUCAAUACAUCGAAUCCCAGACCAACCUCCUCUGUCUCCUCCACGAGGUCAAGUCUGCCGUAAUGCGCGCGAACUGCCAACUCAUUGAGGCUGAACGCACGAGGCAGGGCGAACCGGGCGAUGAAGUACAACGCGAGAUUAUGGAUACAAGGGCUAGUGAGGAACGGGCGCUCACGGCUGAUUUGAAGGAUAAGGUUUCUACGGUGGAGGUACAGUGGACGGAGGCGAUGGGAAGCCAGAUACAGGAGUUGAGGGAGAGGGUUAGGAUGCAGCUUGAGGCGGAGGAUGGGUGGGAGGAGAUGGAGGCUCUGGAGCAGACGUGA